This is a messenger RNA of Frankliniella occidentalis (western flower thrips), 1556 nucleotides long. RefSeq lists its product as uncharacterized. Gene Ontology annotation, molecular function: ubiquitin protein ligase activity. NCBI's taxonomy places the organism in Eukaryota, Metazoa, Arthropoda, Insecta, Thysanoptera, Thripidae. The transcript is spliced from 5 exons. Gene Ontology annotation, biological process: protein ubiquitination. Bases 78 to 1403 code for a protein of 441 amino acids. The record is from RefSeq and is a predicted model, not a curated record.
CGAGAGAACGCUCAGUCAGACGCAGCGAGCCCCGGUAGAGCGCAAACACCUGCAAGACCAGCAACACCGGACUCAACAUGGAGUGCGACAUCUGCCUAGAGGACUUCAACCAGGUGGAGCGCGUGCCCAAGAUGGUGUCCUGCGGGCACACGGUGUGCCUGCUGUGCCUCCAGCAGAGCGACAGGCGGCAGUGUCCAACCUGCCGCAGGGUCUUCGACGUACCCCCCGAUGCACUGCCCAACAACUACCAACUCCUGCGGCAGUUGGAACGCCCCGAUAGCCCAAGGGCCCCCCGCGGCUGGUGCUCGGACUGCCGCGCCGCCGCCGCGCCCCGCUGCUGGGAUGAGGCCCACGACGUCCUGCCCGAGAAGAGGGCCCUGAAGCGCCACCUACAGGGCGCGAUGCUGCGGGCGGCUGGGCAGCUGGAAGACCUGCAAGACCACUGCCAGGGGGAGCAGGCCGUUCAGGCCCUCACUCUGCUCACGACAGAGUCCUGGUGCUUGAACCUGCAGGGCGGAGGUCACGACCUGACGGGCAACGUGAGGAACACGGAGGACCCCCUCACCCAGCUCAUGUGGCUGCUGGUGGCCGCGAAGGCCGCUCUCACCAAGAGUCGCGUUGAAGCGCGGAGUCCCUCACCUGCCGCCGCGAGGCCUCCGCUUGCAGCCCCGGGCGCAGCACCUCCAGAGACACGCUAUCCACCACCUGCCACCGCAACGCCUCCACCUGCUGCAGCCCCGGGACAAGCACCUCCAGAGGUGCGGGAGAUGGAUGUGGCUGAAGUAAGCCCGACCGGACCCAGUGAGCGGCAGCAGGACAAGGCGGCCCUCCUCGCGGAAGCGCCAGGGGUGACCCAAGUGGUCCGUCUGUUCUGCCACAAUGACCCCGCCUGGAGCCUCCAGCUGCUGCAGCGCGCCGCGCCCACGCUAGAGAGGCUGCGUGUGCUCUACCCACUCGAGCCCCACCUGCGCGCCGUGCACGCCAUGCCGCGGCUGAGGAGGUUGGACGUGGAGGGUGGUGCUCCACUAUUCGCCCAGCCCCCCGAGCUGCCUGCGGUCGGCGCGCUAUCGUCGGGACACGCCGGCCUGCAGUGGCUCAGGGUGCAGUACCUCCCCCGCGCCACGACACAGUCCCUGCUGCGGGCCCACGGCAGCACGCUGGAGGAGCUGGAGCUGCUGGUGGGCACGGCGGGGAGAGGAGAGUGGCCACGGAUCUGCGACGAUCUACACUCGCUGCUGCAGCAGAGUGGGCUGCGGGCGCUCAAGAGGCUCGUGCUGCGGAGGUGGAGCAGCGGCCACAGGGCGGCCGCCUGCAGCGAACAGCGCGCCCAGGUGCUGCGUGUACUGCCUGGGGCCGACGUGUUGUGCGUGGAGUGUGACGAUGUGGAGCUGGGACAGGUAUAGGGGCGCAGCGCAGGCCGGACUGAGCGCAGUUACAUGCGGAGGAAACCAUUCGGUUAUCUGACUGGCAGUUUCAUCGAUGAUAAAUGGGGAAUGGGAAAGAGGGGGUUAGGGAGGCAUAAUUACGUGAACAAAUAAACGCAUCUAUAAACUGCA